AAAGGCGUUGAUUUCAUCAUGAGAAGAUAGAAAUGAAGGGGCAAUAAGGUCUGGAAAUGUACACAAAUUUACAGUUUUUGGGCGCAAUAAGACCCAUCGGCACCGAUCCCCUGGGAAGGAAACACAAACACCCCUCUCUCUCUCUCUCCCUCGUCGAAAUCUUUACUUUCCUGGGACUGAAGCAUGUUAUAUAUUCUUCAGAAGUUAAUCAAGGAAUAGGUUUUUGCCCAGUGCAUGACCUGUUGAGUUGAGUGACUUUACUAGGAUGGGGAUCACACACCGCAGUGGAGUCUCUAAGAAAUCAAAUGACAGAACCAGACUUAUGGUUACAACUAUUAUGGGAAUGGUCUUUGGAUAUCUUGUUGGAGUUUCAUUUCCAUCCUCUUCUUUAACCAAGAUUAACUUACCAUCAAGCCUUAUAUCAUCUCUUGAUGUAGCCUUCCACGACGAUCAUCAUAGAACUGUUAGUAACCACAUGCCUGAAACUCGUGCUUCAACUGAUACAGAGCCACCAAAGAUAUACGUUCAAUCAAAUCCUCGUGGUGCUGAGACAUUACCUCCAGGAAUCAUAGUCUCAGAGUCUGAUUUUUAUUUGCGGAGGUUAUGGGGUGAACCUAGAGAGGAUUUGAAAAAGAAGCCAAAAUAUUUGGUAACAUUCACAGUUGGAUGGGAUCAGAAGAACAAUAUUGAUGCAGCAGUCAAAAAGUUUUCCGAUGAUUUCCAAAUUUUGCUCUUUCACUAUGAUGGUCGGACAAGUGAAUGGGAUCAAUUUGAGUGGUCGCGGAAUGCAGUUCAUGUCAGUGCAAGAAAACAAACAAAAUGGUGGUAUGCAAAGAGGUUUCUGCAUCCUGAUAUUGUUGCAGCUUAUGACUACAUUUUCAUCUGGGACGAAGAUCUGGGAGUUGAACACUUCAAUGCUGAUAAGUACAUUCAACUGGUUAAGAAACAUGGUCUGGAGAUUUCUCAACCAGGACUUGAGCCAAACAAUGGGCUAACAUGGCAGAUGACAAAAAGGAGGGGUGACAGAGAAGUUCACAAGGAUACAGAAGAAAAACCAGGCUGGUGCAGGGACCCACACUUGCCCCCAUGUGCUGCAUUUGUGGAGAUCAUGGCCCCUGUGUUUUCUCGGCAAGCAUGGCGCUGUGUUUGGCACAUGAUUCAGAAUGAUUUGGUGCACGGGUGGGGGUUGGAUUUUGCCCUUAGAAGAUGUGUUGAGCCUGCACAUGAGAAAAUUGGCGUGGUUGAUUCACAAUGGAUUAUCCAUCAAGUAAUUCCAUCACUUGGGAACCAGGGAAACAGCGAGAAUGGGAAAGCUCCAUGGCAAGGGGUGAGAGAAAGGUGCAGAAGCGAGUGGGCUAUGUUCCAGGACCGGCUUGCUGACGCAGACAAGGCAUACCUUGCGCAGUUGGGAAGGAGGGGUUAACCUUCACAGGUUCCCUCCGGGAUGUGAAGUGUGUCCUGUACAUUGCUUUUGUUUUUCUCUCCACUGCUAUCGUCUUCUUCAGAGGAGGGGUUUUUCGAAGCCCAAUUCUUUUACGUUAUGCGCUGUAUUUUUGGUAGGAGAUGCAGUAGCCAUAUUUGCGGGUAGCCGUAGAAAUACUCACAAUCAGACGUGACAAAAGUUUUCACAUUUUGUGCAGAUAAGCUUAGAUUUAGUUGUAAUAGUUUUGUGUAUUCUAUGGUGGUUUCUUGUGUGCUUGAUCCCUGUACCUGUACUGUCACGUCCUUAACUGCUAUUCAAUGAUUUUCUACUUUUAUUA
Molecule: messenger RNA, 1760 nt
Organism: Diospyros lotus (date-plum)
Lineage: Eukaryota; Viridiplantae; Streptophyta; Magnoliopsida; Ericales; Ebenaceae
Exons: 15
Coding region: 266-1423 (385 amino acids)
Source: RefSeq, a predicted model, not a curated record